CUGUUCGCUGCGCGGUGCGGAGUUGAGCCGUGGCUGAAACGGUGAUUUUGUGGCGUCUCUUGACUUAAAGUAGAUCCGAUCGAGGAAAUGAUCUGACUGCUAAAACCCCAAGUUGCUGCUUUAAAUGAAGAAGACGGCGUUUAAGCUCCAGGUACAGAAGAAUAGAGCUCCAUCUUUAAGGAAAUAAAAGUGGACUGUCAUUCACACAGGCACCACCAGAACACAUCAGAGCUUUUAAACCUGAUUCAAGAAGGACUUUCGGCCAAUUUUCAGUUCAUCGGAGUUCCACAGCAAUUAUGCCGCAGGUGGACAUGAUCCUCUUCCUCAUCCUCAUCAUUGGGAUGUGCGUGUACGGCCAGGACCCUGCUUCCAAGGUGGUGUCCGACCGCUACGCCGUCUUCUGGAACAGAACCAACCCCAAAUUCUACCGGGGUGACUACCACAUCGACGUCUGCAUCAAUGACUACCUUGACAUCUACUGUCCGCACUACGUCGGCCCAGUUGCUGAUGAUCGAGCAGAGCGCUACGUCCUCUACAUGGUGAACUACGACGGCUACAGCUCAUGCGACCACAACUCCAAGGGCUUCAAGCGUUGGGAGUGCAACAGGCCUCUGUCGCCAAACGGACCGCUCAAGUUCUCAGAGAAAUUCCAGCUCUUUACGCCCUUCUCCUUAGGCUUUGAGUUCCGCCCUGGCAGAGAGUAUUAUUAUAUCUCCUCCAUCUCUGACGACAGAGGAAGAAGGAGCUGCCUUCGACUCAAAGUCUUCGUCAGGCCUCAGAACAAUUGUGUGAAAAACUCUGGGACCGUGGAAGAAGGAGUCAAUUUUGAUGAUAAUAGUCACAACUCCCUAGAACCUGGAGAUGGCGUCAGUCACGAGUCACCAGAGCCAGCAAGAAGGGAUGUGAACUCCGCUGGACGGUGCCAGACUUCAGUUCUCCUGCUCAGCUCCACCCUCAUACUCCUGGCUGUCAUCUUGUCUUUAUAGCGGCGAGAUGCAGAAAUCAGGGAUGGACUGUCCUAACUGGAGCACAGGCCGCUCUACCCUGCAACCUCUCCCCUCAAGGAGCACUUUUAAAAGAAAAAAUGAAAUAAAUAAAAAAAAAAUUAAAACAAAUCACUGACAAUCUCUCGUUACAAAGAGAGAGGAAGGGACUUCGGUGCUGAAGCCUUUGAUGUUUUUUGACUUUGUAAAAUGCCAACUAGUUUGAUUUUUGACUUUCUGGCGAGUGCCGAUGGUCAUGGCGCCGCAAGGUGAAAGCGUCUUUUACCUGUUCGCCUCUACCAUUUAAAGUAUGCAGAUAUUACACCUUUUUUUUGCAUUUAAAACAAGCACAGAAACAUGCUUUUAAACAUAUAAACACACAGGACACAAUGUCUACACAAUCAGUACACUUUUUAACGCGAAUGGCAAAGAAGCACAGCAGGACCCCUCUGAAGUUUACAGAUGAACUCUGUUUUUUGUUUUUGUUUUUUUACAUUACAUAACCUCCAACAUGUAACAUGAUUAAAUCUCACUUCAACGUGGAAGAAGAUCCUGGAGCGGCACAUCGGCAAAAAGGAAAACAAAGAAAGAUGCUAUUUGUUGGAGAUUGUUGGUACAGGCGUGGAGGUACGGGGCGGGCCUUUGAUGGAUUAACCUCUCUCUCAGGUUAAAAAGGAUGCAUUGUCUCAGACUGUGGAGGACCCUUUAUGAGAGAUUUAAAAAAAAAGAAAAAGUUAAAGAAGCACUCAUCUUUUAGUGUUUGGAUAGGAGGCGAUUUUAAUGGUUGAUUAAUGUAUGUGUUUGUUUUAUUUUUUAAUAAUUCACAUAACUCAAUUGUAGCAGCCAACACGGGUGUACAGUAAAAUAUUUGAAUGGCGCGUAGACAACGAUACGGUCUUUUGCCUGGCGAAAUGUAUUUUCCUAUUUAUUGUGAAGUCCUUGUGCUUUUUUCUGUUCUGGUUCAGUCUGUAAGUACAGUAGAAAGGCAAUAAAAAACAAACACCCUUACCCGUUAAGUUAGUUUAUAUUACCCACAGUUUAUUUGAUACCAUUAAACAAAAAAAACAACAACACAGUUUUACGUAUCUGUUUGGACUGCUCGUUGAUGAUGGUUUUUAAUUGUUUUUAACAAAGUCCGGGAAGAAGAGGAAAAAAAAAAAGUCUGAUGUGCUAUCAGGGUGUAGAAAUCGUAGAAUAUUUGUGUUUGAAAUGUCAUUAAAUGAAUGUCACAAAUGUAGUUUUACUGUUACACUAUUGUUUUUGUGAAUCACUGUCAUAACACAAACUAUUGUAAAUAGAAGGCAAAGUUCCUACAAAGUUCAGGGAUGUGUCCAUGCCUAACAUGAGGUCCAUUUUUUCUUUGUUUCUAUAUCAGGGAGAAUUCUCUUCCCUAAAAUAAAGUAGAAAUUUUAUGUGGCGAAAAAAGUUUCAGUGAGAUGGUAGGCGAAUUACAAAGCAGGUGGAAGAAGUGUGCGUAGGAUGGUCGGGACUGUGAUUCAUUUACCCUCUUUGAUGUCGUGUAAAGUGGCGUCUGUACAGAAAAUACACCGGGGGCACCCUCGUACCAGUUAUUUCUGGAAUGAAAAAAUCGACCACCAGAGGAGAUGGAAUAAACACGAGGUGGUGUCCUGUUCUCUUGGGGCAAACUGAAACUGACCUGAGAGAAGGGGGGAAAGAGAUGAAGAGGGCGAGAUGUGAAGCACUGUAGUGCCCAUGCUGAGAUCAAUAAUGCUCUUCUAUUUUCUUCUCGUGUGGCAGGAACAUGUGGUAAACGGAUCCUACCGUCACAUUCACUCAGCGCCAAAUAACACAGCCUUGCUAAUGUCACUGCUAAAGAACAACACCUGUACUGCCUGCUUGCUGGAAGCACGGGAGUGUUAGGGCCACUUUGGGUUAAAAUAAACCAAGUUAAGGAAAGAAACAGAAGUUUUGGUAAGAAAAGAGUAAAAGAUAGUAAUUACAUAGCAUAUUUUUUAGGUUCAAAGAUGCAAAUAUUUUAUUUGAUUGGCUCCCGUGCUAAAUAUACAUGUAGAUCAGGGGUGGGCCCCUGGCCCAUUCUGGCCCGUGGCAAAGGAAACUAAAUGGAAGGCCUGCAUAGGUUAAGUGUAUUUUUAUAAGUUUUACAGCUUUUUCUAUUGAUAAAGACCACCCCCCCUCCCACAUACACACUCACACUAUAACUACAAUAGACAAAAUAUAAAUGAGAGAAAAGCUCCUGUUUUCCACCAACUACUUUAAAAAUUUCAUUUUUUGUCCAGUCCACAGUAAAAGAAAAAAAAAAAAAGACAUUUUUCUAUUAAUUAACAAAAACCUUUUCAAUAAUUUUACACAUAUAAUGUAGUUUCACUGGUUCCCCCCACUUGAGUUGCCCUGGCUUAGCGAUAGACUGUAGAGAUUUCUCUUGACUAUAAUGGAACUAAACUAUGUUAGCCUUGUUAUCCUCAAAAGGCGCCAAAAAUAUACAUUUAAAAAACUUGGCAGAAUUUCUUUGCAAACUUUCUUUUGAGCAGGAACUAUUUUUUUUAAAUUACAACAGCCAGUUAAAGAAGGCAUGCAGUUAGCUAACAUCAGAUUCAUCUGAGGCAGGCAUGCCAUGUCACGAGCACGUAAUAAGACGUCACUUGCUUGCUAGGUGGUGUUCGUAGAAAGAAAAUACUUCUUGCAUAAAGUUGUUAUUAAGUAACCAGAAAGAGAUACCUCUGGAGGUUUUCAAACAUAUAUUUUUGGGACUUUUGUUUUAUUUCUGUUAUAAAUAUGUGUGGGGUAAUGAUUUCAGUCUACAAGGAUAAGUAGUGUAAGUCGUUAAAUUUGGCCCUAACACUCCAUCAUAGUGCAGGACACCCGUGGCAUAGAAGAAAAACAACAGUGUGUAACUUGUUGCAUAGUUUAUAAGUUGCUCCCUUAAAUACCGAAGACAAGACCAAAAAAAAUUAAUAGCUUUGAGUUUUCAAUUUGAUCCUCUGUACCUGGCAGAUACAAGGACCACUCUUUCAGAAUGGCUGGUAAACUGAAGCUGAUGUUUAAAACUGGUGGAGUGUCCCUUUAAAUUAUAACUUAUUUAAUUUAUAAUUACUUCCUCAAAUUUUCAAUAUAGUGCAUUGGGGUUUUUUUUUUUCAUUUAUUUCUGUGAAAUUAUCACCUCUCCUCAGGGACACAAAGGGAAGAAGAUGGGGGAUUUUUCUGAUAAAGCAUAAAUUUGUUACUUUACAUAACAUUUGCAUUAAAUAAUCUAUUUGCCCCCUUUACCAUUGGCAUGCUUCACUUUCUAAACAAAAACUUUAUUUAAUGGGGACCUAUUGUGCUCAAUUUUAACUUUCUUGUGAUUGGCUCCCCCUUACAACCAAGUUUGAAACCUGGGGCUUCUGUGCUAAGACGACCAUAUUAGGGUUAUCCACCCUUUAUGAUAUCAUACAGAACCAAAAGAGGAAAAACUCGUCUGAAACAGUGUUUAGAGCAAUCUGAAGCCUGAGCUUUGGCCUCACGUGGAUUACUUGUACAUACUUAUGUCAUUAUUUGAAUCUUUAGCCAUGCUUAACGUGAGCACCCAACAUUGUAAUAGUUUAUAUGCAUGACAGAAAUUAAGAAAAAGCAUAUUAGGUCUUAUUAAAAAUUAAGCUAAGAACUUGAGACAGACAAGAAUGGAGUAUAAAAGCAUUAUUUUCAGGAGAAUCAGGAAAUUAAUAGUUUGAGGUGAAAGGUUAUUAAUAUAGCGGCACAACAAGUACGCUGCGCAUCUGAAUUAGUUAACAGAUUUCUUUUCUGUCAUUUUCUUCAAGAGCUUAGUAAGAUUUAACUAACAUUUUCCUCCUUGGUCACAGCUUGGCCACUCGCCUCUCCAUGAACAUCAGUCCUGUUUUUUAAGCCUGGCCAAUAUUAAAAGUCCACUAUCAUUGAAAUUAUCGCCUCCAGCCACACCAUGUUGAGAACCCCCCCGAAACAAUCUGUUUGUUUUGUGGAUACUGUGUAUCCAACAGUUAGCGUGUUAUUACACACAGUGUUAGAUACUCCUUUUUUCUCGUCCCACACCUCUUUUAAAGGGCGAUUUACCUGACAUAUUAACGUUCUUUGGGAAGAAAAAUGUUUGAUACAAAAAAAUGCAAACUUUCAUUUUAUAUGUCUUUUAUAUGAAGCAAGAAAAACAAACAAGGAUCAUCAUUGCACUCACUAUCUGUAAAAUAUGUUUGUGCAAAUGUGGCACAUAUCAAACAUGCAGUACGGUUACAAUCAUGACUCAAAUGGCCUGACAAGAGUACAAAUGGAUGUCCAAGAGCUCGAAAAAUUUGUGUUUCCUUUUGUUUUCUUAAACCGCUCUUGAUUUUUUUUUUUUUUUAAUUGUUGCAUCCAAAGUGUCUUUAAAGGUCCAGGAUGUUCUUUAUUUCCGUUUGCUUAUCUACACCUCCAGCUGUUUCUGACAUGUAACAAUAAUAAUCAGUGUAAAAGCUCAAUGUGUUAGUGGCAGAAGAAGACAGUCCCACUCAAAUGCUGAUGUUUCGUGUGUUUUUGAGCAAACUGUGCUACGAGGAGGGUGGGUAACAUGCUCUAACCUGAUUUUGUUAUAAUGUAGCUUCAAGCUAACACCACUGUUUCUGUUUGCAGCAUCUGUUUCCCAUCCUCUGUAUCUGAAAUACAGAUGUGUGCUUUUUUUCUUCUGUUGCUCCAUCUAGCAGUGGGAAGCUUUUUGUUAGCCACAACUGUGUUUUCCCCUCCCCCAAGUAGACGUGGAUGUGCCACCAAACUGCACAUUUCUUUAAAACAUUGUAGUAACUGUACCUUGUGCCUAUACAAGUCCCAUCCUCUCCUGUACUCAUCUAAACUAUUCUAAUGUCUGUUUCCUGCUCAGUCCUUCACUAGAUUUUUCUACAAAACUAGAAAAAAAGGCAAUUUCUUUGUAAAUACACGUGUUGGAGCAGCUAUGACUAACUAAAACAAAAAAGAUUUAAUAAAUAUUUCUUUGUCGUUGUAA
Messenger RNA from Neolamprologus brichardi, 5946 nucleotides. RefSeq names its product ephrin-A5b-like. Gene Ontology annotation, molecular function: ephrin receptor binding. The record is from RefSeq and is a predicted model, not a curated record. NCBI's taxonomy places the organism in Eukaryota, Metazoa, Chordata, Actinopteri, Cichliformes, Cichlidae. Gene Ontology annotation, cellular component: external side of plasma membrane; plasma membrane. Gene Ontology annotation, biological process: regulation of actin cytoskeleton organization; axon guidance; ephrin receptor signaling pathway.